CGCAAAAUCACUUGCAUGCUGCAGUUCCGUGCUGGCGCAGCGCGUCCUUCCGCUUAUGCUCGUCCUCAGGCCAACAACACACAAAGUGUAUUAUUCCCUUUUGACUGCUUGACAUAUAUCGGUGACGUUCUCAAGGGGACGACAUAUUGUACUACAGAAUAUCAAUCCAAGAUGUCAGAGACCGUGAAGUACAUGGAUGAUGAACACAAGACCAUCUUCCUGAAGAUACUGAAUGAGCAACGGUUGGAGGGUGAACACUGUGACAUCGCGGUGGUGGUUGAAGAUGUGAAGUUCAGGGCGCACCGCUGUGUGCUGGCAGCGUGUAGCAAAUACUUCAAAAGGCUGUUCAAGAAGCAUGAAGUCGACAACUCCUCAGUCAUAGAAAUCGACUUCAUCCGCUCAGACAUCUUCGAGGAGGUGUUGAACUACAUGUACACGGCCAAGAUUUCUGUGAAGAUAAAGGAUGUGAAUUUGAUGAUUUCUUCAGGCCAAAUACUCGGAAUCCGUUUUCUGGACAAACUCUGUUCACAGAAGCGUGACAUGUCCACUGAAGAAAGGAACGGCCAACAUGACAAACCCUUUCCCUGUGAUAUUCUCAAAAUGGCUCUCCCUACUGAUGACCCUACAUUGGGCCAGGAUAACGACUUACAGGUGCUAGGUGACCAUGACGACACCCCUACUGACGACCUUGUGGAAGAGCCAAUGACCAAUCACGACUUGGACAAAUCGCCCAACACGGCAUUGAGAGUGACGGAGGCCAUUCUCAAAGAAUGGCCUCCUGCCAAUGAGGACGUGCACAAGGUGAGCUGUUACGACCAGGAUGUGGAACCCAUGGACACGGAGCAAAAAGACCUGGCGGGUCACACCACAACAACCUUAGCGUUCGCUGACAGCAUCGGCGAGGUGAAGGACGAGCAGCCCCCCGGUUGGACCACAGCCACGACGGACAUGAAGUUUGAGUACCUCCUCUACGGCCAACGGGAACAGCUCGCCUGCCAGAUCUGUGGAAAGACCUUCAUCGACGAGAACCGUUUGAGGAAACACGAAAAGCUGCACUCGGCCGAACGUCCGUUCAUCUGUGAAAUCUGCAGCAAAGCCUUCACUACCCAGGCUCACCUGAAGGAGCAUCUGAAGAUCCACACAGGCUUCAAGCCCUACCGCUGCGACGUGUGUGGCAAGUCCUUCAUCCGAGCGCCUGACCUCAAGAAGCACGAGCGGGUCCACAGCAACGAGCGUCCCUUUGGCUGCCAGAUGUGCGACAAGGCCUUCAAGCACAAGUCCCACCUGAAGGACCACGAGAGGCGCCACAGGGGCGAGAAGCCUUUCGUCUGCAGCUCGUGCACCAAGGCCUUUGCUAAAGCCUCAGACCUAAAGAGACAUGAAAACAACAUGCACAGCGAGAGGAAGCAGAUGCCACCCAGCGCCCUGCAGACCGAAACUGAACAGCUGCAGGCAGCAGCCAUGGCUGCCGAGGCCGAGCAACAACUGGACUCCAUAGCGUGCUCAUAGCACACAACGUUUUGUGACAUUACCUUACUGGUCAUGGACAUCUUGAGAACAAUCUGAGUUUUUUGAUGAUGUUUCAUUUUGUAUUUUAUUUUUGGGAGGCCGACAAACUCCAAUAAUCAGAUAGAGUUGAUGUUGAUCGUUUUUCUCGAGAACAUAGUGAAAUAAGAUAGGAUUUGUGGUCCUUCUGUAGCUCAGUUGGUAGCUCAGUUGGUAGAGCAUGGCGCUUGUAACGCCAGGGUAGUGGGUUCGAUCCCCGGGACCACCCCACCCAUACGUAGAAUGUAUGCACACAUGACUGUAAGUCGCUUUGGAUAAAAGCGUCUGCUAAAUGGCAUAUAUAUUUGACUGCAUUCAUUUAUUUUUUGAUUUAUUUCACGUGAUUUAGGCUUUCUCGCACUUGAUUAUAUUGUAAUGGGUAACUCAUUUUUGGGGGUAUUAAUUAAAAUAUGUUUGUGUAAAUGUUAUGGCAGCGUUAUGGAUAUAAAUGCUACGACUACUGCCUCUACUCGGUUUUGGUUGUCAAUAUAUUACUGCUGUUAUACAGUACUGGUUUUAUCAAGAAAACUGGAAAUUAAAUGUUUGAUUUGUAAAAAUGUAUGAAAAAAAAUGUUAUAAACCACAACAUUUUUUAUGGUUAACUAUUCUACAGCAUCACAUACACAAGUCUUACUGUAAUUGACAUCGAAAUAUGUGUUGCUUGAAUAAACAUGGUAGCCUCAACUGCCAACAAAUCAUCAA
Oncorhynchus gorbuscha (pink salmon) is the source of this 2247-nucleotide messenger RNA. Its product is annotated as zinc finger and BTB domain-containing protein 14-like. Gene Ontology annotation, biological process: regulation of transcription by RNA polymerase II. The coding region runs from base 16 to 1509 and encodes 497 amino acids. The record is from RefSeq and is a predicted model, not a curated record. The transcript is spliced from 2 exons. Gene Ontology annotation, cellular component: nucleus. Gene Ontology annotation, molecular function: DNA-binding transcription factor activity, RNA polymerase II-specific; RNA polymerase II cis-regulatory region sequence-specific DNA binding; protein binding. Lineage: Eukaryota; Metazoa; Chordata; Actinopteri; Salmoniformes; Salmonidae.